Messenger RNA from Polyodon spathula (Mississippi paddlefish), 1333 nucleotides. It is a transcript of the gene ppie, whose product is annotated as peptidylprolyl isomerase E (cyclophilin E). The record is from RefSeq and is a predicted model, not a curated record. Lineage: Eukaryota; Metazoa; Chordata; Actinopteri; Acipenseriformes; Polyodontidae. Gene Ontology annotation, molecular function: RNA binding; peptidyl-prolyl cis-trans isomerase activity. Gene Ontology annotation, biological process: protein folding; protein peptidyl-prolyl isomerization. The coding region runs from base 70 to 978 and encodes 302 amino acids. Gene Ontology annotation, cellular component: intracellular membrane-bounded organelle. The transcript has 10 exons.
ACUUGUGUGUGGGCUGCACAGGAAAGGGCGGAGUAAGUCGGGGUUAGAGGGUGAAGGGGUACAGGGACGAUGGCGUCGACGAAGCGUGUGCUUUAUAUCGGAGGUAUUGCGGAGGAGGUUGAUGAGAAGGUGCUCCACGCUGCUUUCAUUCCCUUCGGAGACAUCUCCGAUAUCCAGAUCCCUCUGGACUACGAGACGGAGAAGCACCGUGGCUUUGCGUUCAUCGAGUUUGAGAUGGCAGAGGAUGCUGCAGCUGCUAUCGACAACAUGAAUGAAGCCGAGCUGUUCGGCAGGACGAUCCGUGUGAAUAUCGCCAAGCCCAUGAGGAUUAAGGAGGGCUCCUCCCGGGCAGUGUGGACGGAUGAUGAUUGGCUGAAGAAGUUUUCGGGGAAGACUGCAGAGGAGAGCGAGGGGGCGGAGCCGAGCGGGGAGUCCGCCCAGCCCGACACGCAGGAGGGCGAGCCUCCAGCAAAGAAGGGUCGUGCAAACCCACAGGUGUACAUGGACAUCAAGAUCGGGAACAAGCCAGCCGGGCGCCUCCGAUUCGUCCUGAGAGCUGACAUCGUACCCAUGACUGCAGAGAAUUUCCGCUGCCUGUGCACCCACGAGAAGGGGUUCGGGUUCAAGGGCAGCAGCUUCCACCGGAUCAUCCCCCAGUUCAUGUGCCAGGGGGGCGACUUCACCAACCACAACGGCACGGGCGGCAAGUCCAUCUACGGGAAGAAAUUCGACGACGAGAACUUCAUACUGAAGCACACCGCCCCAGCUCAGCUGUCGAUGGCAAACUCGGGUCCCAACAGCAAUGGCUCCCAGUUCUUCAUCACAUGUGACAAGACAGACUGGCUGGACGGGAAGCACGUGGUGUUCGGAGAGCUGAUUGAGGGACUGGAGGUGCUGAGAGCCAUGGAGGCUCAGGGUUCGAAGGACGGCAAGACCAAGCAGAAGGUGAUCAUUUCAGACUGCGGGGAGUAUGUGUGAGACGCAGGGAGUGGACUGGGCUGGACAGACGGACGGAGAGACAGACAAACAGACAACGCUUCCUUUCCAGUCAUGAGAAGGUCCCAGACAUCUUGUGCCAGCCCAUUGUGAGCUGAACUGCCAGCAGACCCCUGCAAGCCGUUCCCAAGAGCCCACAGAGCAGCAGCUGCAAGGCAGCAGUGUAGCCUGUGGCAGUGGCUUCAGAACACACCAUUGAAGGGUUUGUGAAGAUUUCAGGAAAAAAAAACAAAAAAAUGAUAUGCAUCCCAUCAGAAAUGCAGACUCGGGAGGGAGAAAAAAAAAGACCUAGUUUUGUAAAUAUUUUUGUGAAUAAAAAUACUUUUCCAUUUUGAAA